GCUCUCAUUCAUGGGUAGCAAUAACCUCAAGAUACUUCCGUCCAUCCAGGCUUAAUAUAAACUUGGUUGUAUUAAGUAUUGUGGGUGUUUGUAUAUAAUCGGGGAGGAGUAAUGGCCUGGUCCUCCAGUGCUUGGUUUACCUGUCCCAAGUUUAAUCUUUGGUAUCUUCUGUUAAAGUCAUAUCAUGUUGCUGGGCUGAGAAAUACCCUGCCUGACAUGUUGGAGGGCUGUUGGCAAUCUGAACAGACAAUACUAAAAGCCAGUAUAAGUCAGCUUCAUACACACACACACACACACACACACACAGAAUGGGAUAACAGCUAGUUGUUCCUGCUGACCACUCUGGAGCUGAGACUGCAUUCUAGAACUUGUGUGAGCAAAAAUGGAAACGGUUCUGGAGUCUUCGUUCCUCCACACACUGUUUAGUAUCCUACCUAGUUUGCCUACUUAAAAGAGCAAUGAAGCAGAGUUGAACUUCAGAACUUGUAAUCAACCAGUGCGGAAGCUGUUGACCAAAGUGUACCACCAUCAAAUGGCUUCAACGGGGUUGGCUGGAAUUGCGAUAGUCCUUGGCACUGCUGAUGUUCUCCAUGCCUUUGCCAUUAUAGAGAAGGAGGACGUGUUCAAGAAGACCCCUUGCCCAGCUUUUCUGAUGUUUGAAAAUGCUGCUUACUUGGCCGACAUGAGCUUUGAGUUGCCUUGCAAUUGCAAGCCCGAGGAGGUCACUUCUGUGGUUUGGUACUUUCAGAAGAACAUGGGCAGACACCGGACUAAGGUCUUGACAGACUUUGAUGGCACUUUGGUUGUGGACUCGAGCCACAUCAAGAGAGGCGUUGACAUGCUCCGCCGCUUCAGCAUCAGGAUGUUCAGCCUCAUUGUCUUCCGCGUUCAGGUGGAAGAUUCAGGGCACUACAUUUGUGGCACCAAGAAAGGGGAUUUCUUCUACGGCUACGAUGUAGACGUGCAGACUUCCAAAAACAUAGCUGUUGCCUUUGCAGAUGAGGAUCAGCACCCACAAAAGGACUUCAACAGAACACACUUCGUAGUCUUUACCGUCUUCUGGGAAUGGACCAAGUGCAAUCGCUGCGAUGUCAGAGGUGAGCAACGGAGAGUUGGGCUUUGCUAUGUGCAGAGCCCCCAUCUGCUCAGGCGAUACCGUACUACCAUACCAGAGGUGGCUUCCUGCGGCUCCAAGUCUGUCCCAAAGCAGUUUCGGGGGGUUCCGAACAGGAAGCCCGAGGUCGUUAUCCGAAGUUGCAUGGCACCUUGCAGGAAAAAGAUGUCCUCCAUGGGAGAGGCAUCCAUCUCAGAUGUCAUCUCCAAGCUUGGGGAAAAACCCUGGGUUCCUGACAUCCCUAUCCAAUUCCACAAGCAAUCCCUUGGUACUGGGCUGAUCAUAGCCUGCCCUGGUGCCAGGCCAGAGCAUGCUGUCGCUUGGGACAAAGACUCAACCCGGAUGUACCUCACUAGGUUCCUUACCGGGGUCAACAAGAGCAUGAGGGUCUUCAUUGACCACGGAAACCAUCUGCACAUACGCUUUGCCCAGAUGGAUGACAGAGGCGUCUACUACUGCUGGCGAGAGGGACAACUGGUGGCUGGCUUUCGGCUCUCUGUUGUGUACGAGAGCCGCCACAAGAGAAGCAUUGAUGAUCCUGAGACCCAAUACGCCAUCAAGGCCAUCUUCACAAGCUAUGUCUUCAUCACCCUCCUCUUUGUCAGCAUCCACAUUGUCCGCUGCUGUGUUUACGCCUUCAGGUGCACAUCUGUGGAAUAGCACCUGCCAGGAAAACUGUUCAGGGGCUCAUUUAUUCACUUUUAAAAUUUGUUGUUGUUAACCCAUUUACCUGUUGAUCUAGUAAAUAUUUAAUUUAUCAACUGUCUUGGGUCUUAACCAACUGAGCUUAACCAACGUAUUUCAAAAGCUUUGAAUAAGGGCCUUUUCGGAGGAUUUUUUUUCUCCUAUGUGGGGUAGCUUUCAAAUUUGUUAAAACAAGCGUCAUCUCAUUCCUAGAAGGAAUGGCAAUCCUUUUAAUGUUUUUCAUCAACUAUGGGGGAUACAAAAUGUCAUCUGUUGCAAUCUGUUGCCAGUUUGCAAACAAGCUCAAAACCCAGCUGGAUUGUGGAAGUUCUAAAUUUAGAAAUGCUGAAAUCAACAGAGCAUUAUCUCUCAAUUUCAGUGGUUUGCCAGCAAUUUUUACAUAUAGUUAGAAGAACUUUGAAAACCACAGUGACAAAUCCUUCAUGCUUUGCCUGCAUCUGAUCCAGGUUCCAAUCUCCAGACCUUGGGAUCUCCCCUUUUUAGAAUAAUUUCAGGUAGAAAGGCAGCCAACUAGUUUCCAGGAUUCUUGUGUUGGGUGCUUUAAAUGCAAAGUGUGUUUAAAGCUUUAAUCUUCUUUGCUUCUAAUCAGCUCUGCAGAUUUAUUGACAUGGGCUCCUCCAGUGGCUGGUGUUGGAAAUGGGUGGAAGGCAUCUAUUUUGAUGUCUGCUGUGGUUGCACUCCGAGCAGGCUCAAAGGCUGCUUAACUCAGAAUAGGUGAUUUGAGGGCAGGGGACAGUGUAUUGAGCCAGAGUUGCUACAAAGGCCCUGAUAAAGGAAAAGGAAAUGGGAAGAAGAAGAGGAGGAGAAUGGUGCGUCCUCAUCAGUGCUAUUGGCAGACACUUUGGGACACAACAGAGUCAGCCUGAAUUUGUCAGCCUUCUUUUGGAAGUUGUGUACAGUGGUGCCCCGCAAGACGAAUGCCUCGCAAGACGGAAAACCCGCUAGACGAAAGGGUUUUCCGUUUUUGAGUUGCUUCGC
This is a messenger RNA of Podarcis muralis (Common wall lizard), 2797 nucleotides long. It is a transcript of the gene FAM187A, whose product is annotated as family with sequence similarity 187 member A. NCBI's taxonomy places the organism in Eukaryota, Metazoa, Chordata, Lepidosauria, Squamata, Lacertidae. The record is from RefSeq and is a predicted model, not a curated record.